Molecule: messenger RNA, 2399 nt
Organism: Nelumbo nucifera (sacred lotus)
Lineage: Eukaryota; Viridiplantae; Streptophyta; Magnoliopsida; Proteales; Nelumbonaceae
Product: ruBisCO large subunit-binding protein subunit beta, chloroplastic-like
Biological process (GO): protein refolding
Molecular function (GO): ATP binding; ATP-dependent protein folding chaperone
Source: RefSeq, a predicted model, not a curated record
UCCAAUCUCCUCUCGUUUCUGAGUUGCCCGGAGUUUCUUCUUCAGCUGAGACCUGACUCCUGAGAGUGUGAGAACUGAGAAAGUGAGAAGAGUGGCCACGCCACACUUAUCCACCCACCCACCACUGUAAAACCCUAGCUCUAUCCUCAAAACUGGUUUUUAGGUCUGUUAAAAGUAAAUGGCAUCAACUAUUGCCACCAUAUCUUCUGUUGGUUCCCUAGCGGCUGCAGGCAACCGUGCAGUGGAUAAGAAACUUUCCAGCUCUUUGGAAAAAUUAUCUUCUUUUGCCUCCAUUUCUUCGAGUUCCCUUGGUGGAAGGAGACAGAAUGUGAUCCUUUCAAGAAGAUCCCCUAAGAUAAUGGCUAUGGCUAAGGAGUUGUAUUUCAACAAGGAUGGAUCGGCCAUUAAGAAACUGCAAACGGGUGUAAACAAGCUUGCAGACCUAGUUGGUGUCACCCUUGGUCCGAAGGGGAGGAAUGUUGUCCUGGAGAGCAAAUAUGGCUCCCCCAAAAUUGUUAAUGAUGGUGUUACUGUGGCUAGGGAGGUUGAGCUAGAGGAUCCUGUUGAGAAUAUUGGAGCUAAGUUGGUGAGGCAAGCUGCUGCAAAGACCAAUGACUUGGCUGGUGAUGGGACAACAACAUCUGUUGUUCUUGCUCAAGGUCUGAUUGCUGAAGGUGUAAAGGUUGUGGCAGCCGGUGCCAACCCUGUUCAAAUUACUCGAGGUAUAGAGAAGACCGCCAAAGCUCUAGUUGCUGAGCUCAAAUUAAUGUCAAAAGAGGUCGAAGACAGUGAACUAGCAGAUGUAGCAGCAGUUAGUGCUGGGAAUAACUAUGAAGUAGGAAAUAUGAUUGCUGAGGCUAUGAGUAAAGUGGGCAGGAAGGGUGUUGUCACUCUUGAAGAAGGGAAAAGUGCAGAGAACAGCCUCUAUGUUGUGGAAGGAAUGCAAUUUGACCGUGGCUACAUCUCCCCCUACUUUGUCACAGACAGUGAGAAAAUGGCAGUUGAAUAUGAAAACUGCAAGUUGCUUCUUGUUGACAAGAAGAUCACAAAUGCAAGGGAUCUCAUCAAUGUUUUGGAGGAUGCUAUAAGAGGGGGAUACCCAAUCUUGAUAAUUGCUGAAGAUAUUGAACAGGAAGCUCUUGCAACUCUUGUUGUGAACAAGCUCAGGGGAUCAUUGAAGAUUGCUGCACUGAAAGCUCCUGGAUUUGGAGAACGCAAGAGUCAAUACCUUGAUGAUAUUGCUAUUCUUACUGGAGCAACUGUAAUUAGAGAUGAGGUUGGUCUGGCUCUGGACAAAGCUGAAAAGGAGGUCUUGGGCCAUGCUGCCAAGGUUGUGCUUACCAAGGAUGCCACUACAAUUGUUGGUGAUGGCAGUACACAGGAAGCAGUAAAUAAGCGAGUUGCUCAGAUCCAGAACCUAAUUGAGGCUGCAGAACAAGACUAUGAGAAAGAAAAGCUUAACGAGAGAAUUGCGAAACUCUCAGGUGGUGUUGCUGUCAUUCAGGUUGGGGCGCAAACGGAAACUGAAUUAAAGGAGAAAAAAUUAAGAGUAGAAGAUGCUCUUAAUGCAACAAAGGCAGCUGUUGAGGAAGGCAUUGUAGUUGGUGGUGGGUGCACCCUGUUGAGGCUUGCAGCAAAGGUUGAUUCUAUAAAGGACACUCUUGAUGAUGAUGAGCAAAAGGUUGGGGCAGACAUUGUUAAAAGGGCUUUGAGCUACCCUCUGAAGUUGAUUGCCAAGAACGCUGGUGUCAAUGGAAGUGUGGUCAUUGAGAAGGUGCUGUCCAGUGACAAUCCGAAAUAUGGUUACAAUGCUGCAACUGGGAAAUAUGAGGACUUGAUGGCAGCUGGAAUAAUCGAUCCUACCAAAGUUGUGAGAUGUUGCUUGGAGCAUGCAGCCUCUGUGGCAAGGACCUUCCUCACAUCGGAUGUUGUGGUGGUUGACAUCAAGGAGCCUGAGCCAAUGCCAGCUGGGAAUCCCAUGGACAAUUCAGGGUAUGGUUACUGAGAUGCGGAAUGAUGAUUAGAGAAGACUGAAUGAGAUCCACAGCCACAAUGGGUGGUUUGAGUACAUAAUCUUCUUGAAACCCAUUGUCAUUAUUGUUGUUGAUGGAAGGGAAAAAAUGGAUAGAGAAUAGUAGGAGCAAUGAAAUCCCAUAGAGAGCAGUUUGCUGGGGUCCGACAUGUCUUGACUGCAAUCGGCUGCAGUGACUAAUCAUCAUUGAGUCAAAUAUAAUGAGAAAUUUUGCUCUUUGGUUCAUUUUUUUAUUCCUUUUAAUUUUGAUUUGAUGGUUGGAUGUGAUUACAAGUUUACAAGACGUGCCUGCCGAUAAGGCUUGAUAGGUUACAUUUGCUAUUUUGACAAGAAUGGGUGGAAUGAGAAAAUAUUGCUAUGAAGCUAA